Molecule: messenger RNA, 968 nt
Organism: Cotesia congregata
Lineage: Eukaryota; Metazoa; Arthropoda; Insecta; Hymenoptera; Braconidae
Source: the annotation of a GenBank genome assembly
CCUUAUCCACCAAAGUUCAAAUAUUAGAUGAUUAAAAAUCAUCUUUUCGUAUUAAAUUUGAAAUUAAUCAGUAAUAGAUUUAUUGAUUAUGUAAAACUAAUGAAAGAUAACAUCUUAUAUGAGAAUAUAUAUAAUUAUGACACGCAACAUAAUAUCAAUUUUAAAGUUAACUGAAAAAAAUCAUCAUGUUGAAGUUUUUAAUUCUCUUGACAAUUUCUGCCUCAGCAAUUGCUGACCCAUUAAGAAAUAAUAUUCCUGUAAAAAACAACACACGGAUAUACGGUGGACAAAAAACGUCAAUUGAAUUUGUUCCUUAUCAAGUAAGUUUGGUCAACAAUUUCGGACAACUAUUUUGUGGAGGCGCAAUCAUCUCAAAUAAGUGGGUACUGACAGCCGCUAUUUGUGGUGUUACUGAUGAACAUACAAUUCGAGCAGGCAGUACUUUUAACAACAAGGGUGGAUCUCUUCACACAGUUAUCAAUGUGAUUAACCACAAAGAUUUCAGAAUCAUUGAACAUGGAAUUCCAUUAAAUGAUAUUGCCUUGAUUAAAGUAUUUGAACCAUUUCACUUUGACAAAACUCGUCAACCCGUUCAACUUUUAAACGCUAAUGAACAAAUUAAGCCUGGUUCAGUUGGUCUGGUUGCAGGAUGGAGCGAAACAGAAAAUGGAGACUAUCCAAACUAUUUAUUGAGUGUUGCCGUCUUGACUAUUCCUAAAAGUCAGUGUGAUGACAGCUACAACACAAUCGGUGGACUUCCACAGGGACAAAUUUGCGCAGGUAAUCCGGAUGGUCAAUUUGAUGCUUGUACCGGAGAUGCUGGCAGUCCACUGGUUAUCAAUGAUCGACUUGUUGGAAUUGUUUCCUGGGGAUACGGUUGUGGUUUACCUAACUACCCAGGAGUCUAUACUGAUAUUUCAGCCUAUAGAUUUUGGGUUUAUCAAAAACUGCAGGAAAACUCUAAAUAA